GCGGAUCUGCGGCUGAUGCUGAGCCCGGUGCCCGGGGUGUAACCUGCUCCCCCGGUGUUCCCGGUGCUGCACCUUCUCCCCCCCCGCUAUGAGGCUGCUGGCCGGUGCCGGUCUGUGCCUGGCCAUGGCCGCCCUUGCCCUGCUGGCGGUGGCUCUGUGCACCGAUCACUGGUACGAGACUGACGCCCGGAGGUACCGGGACCGCUGCAGGAAACCCAUGGGCAAAAAGAACGACCCCGGGCAGAUGUAUACCCCGGGGCAGAACCUGCCUCUGAGAGGCAGCCGGACCCGGGAGCCCCGAGCUGGGGAUCUGCCCCCGAUGGGGGUCCGACUCAUCAACAGAGCGGGUGACCUACGGGUGGCAGGUAGAGAGGAGCGGGGCACCGGGGCCAGGGAAAUACACCCUCCCCGCCCCUACCGGGCACCCGAUUCCCCCUGCUUCAACUCAACGGUCACCGGGCUCUGGAGAAAAUGCCACCGGGAGGGGUACGACAAGGACACGGAGGAGUUAAUAGCGAAAGGGAUCGUAGAACGCUGCUCUCCGAUACGGUACCAUUACACGUCACCCUCUCUGCCCCCCAACUCAUCCAGUAACGAAAUCAAGACCAUACGCCAAGAUGAGUGGCACUCUCUCCAUCUGCGCAGGAUGACAGCUGGCUUCAUUGGGAUGGCCGUCUCUAUCAUACUUUUCGGGUGGAUAAUAGGCGUUCUGGGCUGUUGUAAGCGGCACGAUCUGAUGCUGUAUGUUGCCGGAUUGCUAUUCCUCAUGGGAGGAACCUGCUGCAUUAUCUCGCUCUGCACUUGUGUAGCGGGCAUCAAUUUUGAGCUGUCUCGCUACCCCCUGCGUGGUUUACCCGAGGGCAUCAGCCACGGCUAUGGAUGGUCAAUGUUUUGUGCCUGGGGAGGGCUUGGACUCACCCUCCUUUCUGGGUUCCUCUGUACUCUGGCCCCAUCUCUCAGCGCUUCACAAUCUGCGGUACACAAACCCCGGCAGGAGAACGGGGCAGUGUGACCCCCCCAAGGAGGACAGGAGCGUACGACCCCAUCAAGCCCAAGGGGGGGGACAAACAAAAAUAAAA
This is a messenger RNA of Spea bombifrons (plains spadefoot toad), 1079 nucleotides long. RefSeq names its product transmembrane protein 178B-like. Gene Ontology annotation, cellular component: membrane. The record is from RefSeq and is a predicted model, not a curated record. The coding region runs from base 89 to 1012 and encodes 307 amino acids. Lineage: Eukaryota; Metazoa; Chordata; Amphibia; Anura; Pelobatidae. The transcript is spliced from 4 exons.